UUAAUGGUUGGAUAUGAGGGAGGCAGCCAAAUCUUUGAAGAAAACAAAACAAAAAUUAAGAAAAAUAUGGGAAGGUCUCCCUGCUGUGAUGAGAGUGGCCUCAAGAAAGGCCCCUGGACUCCUGAAGAAGAUCAAAAGCUUAUCAAAUACAUCCACAAACACGGCCAUGGCAGCUGGCGAGCCCUCCCCAAACUCGCCGGUCUUAACAGAUGUGGGAAGAGUUGCAGACUUAGAUGGACCAACUAUUUAAGGCCAGAUAUCAAGAGAGGAAAAUUUUCCCAGGAAGAAGAACAAACAAUUCUGAAUCUCCAUUCAGUCCUCGGAAACAAAUGGUCGGCGAUUGCCAGCCACCUGCCGGGACGGACAGAUAAUGAAAUCAAGAAUUUCUGGAAUACCCAUCUCAAGAAAAAGCUUAUACAGAUGGGUUUUGAUCCUAUGACUCACAGGCCUCGAACUGAUAUCUUCUCAACUUUGCCUCAACUUAUAGCUCUUGCAAAUCUUAAGGAAAUGAUAGAUUACCAUUCAUUGGAAGAACAUGCUGUGAGAUUACAAGCAGAAGCUGUUCAAAUGGCUAAGUUCCAAUACUUGCAGUAUCUCCUUCAAACUCAAACUCAGCCAUCAGCAGCUUCUGUUGGAGCUAGCUCAAACAAUAUAGCCAACACGCCUACGAGUUGUUUCAGUGAUUUGGAAACUUUCAAUCUUUUGAACUCACUUGUUCCGAUUAAAGACAGCCCAGAUUCAAAUUCAAUUACCCAGUUGGAUUUAUCAUCAUCAUCGGCAGCUUCUCUUCCAGGGCUCACUAAUUCUAUCCCUUUCUCUCAUUUACCUGACUUACAAAUCCCUUGCAGCUAUCAAACACCACUAAACAAGGACACAAUUAAUCAGGCUAAUCCUCCUCCUGAGUUUACAGUGUUUAGCCAAGGAAAUAACUCUCCAAACUCUCCUUGGCCUCCUUCUUCUUCGUCAACUCCAUGUCCUCCGUCUAAGGUUGCUCCGCCGUUUGUUACACAGACUACUUCUUCCCUCAACACCUUGGGGGAUGCUUCUAGCACUACUACUUCUAGCUAUGGAGGGGAAGCUCCUACAGUUUGGCAGGAGCUUCUCCUUGAAGACCCUUUGUUUCAUGAGAUUGCUUAGCUUUUUUACAUAUGUGUGAAAAGGUUUGGAGUUGAUUGCACCACCACUUCACUGUGUAAUACCACAACAUUUUUCAUAUAUAUAUAUACAUAUAUAUAUAUAAUUACAUAUACUUUCUACAUAUUAACA
Manihot esculenta (cassava) is the source of this 1266-nucleotide messenger RNA. RefSeq names its product transcription factor MYB92. The record is from RefSeq and is a predicted model, not a curated record. The coding region runs from base 4 to 1137 and encodes 377 amino acids. NCBI's taxonomy places the organism in Eukaryota, Viridiplantae, Streptophyta, Magnoliopsida, Malpighiales, Euphorbiaceae. The transcript is spliced from 3 exons.